Nerophis ophidion (straightnose pipefish) is the source of this 1884-nucleotide messenger RNA. RefSeq lists its product as uncharacterized. The transcript has 7 exons. The record is from RefSeq and is a predicted model, not a curated record. Lineage: Eukaryota; Metazoa; Chordata; Actinopteri; Syngnathiformes; Syngnathidae. The coding region runs from base 29 to 1090 and encodes 353 amino acids.
ACCACGCUCGGGAGGAACACUUUCCCACAUGGCUUCUGCUGUCACUAGUUUUCCACACGACGUUGAUGAAUGGUCACCAAAGCCUGCAGCUCCAGGAAUCAUCUGCCCUCGCCCAGACUGCACCAUGGACUGCUGGGAUGUGGUCUACAGCCCCCUGUGGAUGGUGUCCACGGUCCUGCUGGCUCUGCUGGUGCGUCUCCAGCGGCGAGGAGGCUGGGACCCGCGUUCCUGCCACACGCAGCUCCGUGGGAAGACCGCAAUAGUGACUGGAGCCAAUUCAGGUAUCGGGAAGUCUAUUGCCAUGGACUUUGCUGGCCGUGGCGCCCGUGUCCUCCUGGCCUGUCGAAGUGUGUCCCGGGGGGCGGCGGCGGCUGAAGACAUCAAAGCAAAAACGGGCAACUCUGACGUCCACGUGCGGCAGGUGGAUCUUUCCUCCCUGGACUCUGUCGGGGAAUUAGCCCAGAAGAUUUUGAAGGAGGAGAAAGCUCUUCACAUCCUGGUCAACAAUGCAGCAGUUUCAGGUUUACCCCGGCAGAUUACCCACGACGGAUUUGAGGUUUCUUUUGCAACCAAUCAUUUGGGACCCUUCCUUCUCACCAACCUUCUGACUGACCUGAUGAAGACUUCCGCUCCAGCACGGAUUGUCACCCUCAGCUCUGUCAACCACAAAAAGGGUGAAGUGGACUUCUCUCACUUUCAUGGGGAGAAUUUGACUCACCGUUUGGAUCGUGUUUACAACCACACCAAGCUGCACAACAUCAUCUGCACUAACGAGUUAGCACGCAGGCUGCAGGGAACAGGUGUCACCGCCAACUCGGUCCACCCUGGUGUUGUCAUGACGGGAAUGAUGAGACAUUAUCCCUUCAGGAUUCGUUGUCUCUUCAACCUCAUUGGACAGCUCUUCUUCAAGUCCGCAGAGGAGGGAGCAGUGAGCGCCAUCUACUGCGCCGUGUCGGAGGAAGCAGAAGGCGUAACUGGGAAGUACUUUGACAGCGACUGUUCCUUGGUCCUCCCCGCCCCCUUAGCUCGGGACCCGGCCCUCGCUGCCAAGGACUUUGACAUCUGCCAGAGACUGACCUCCAGGUUGUGAUGAAAGCCCUCUUGAUAACAGGAAGGAGUCAAAGUCUGUGUUCUUUAUGCCUUCUCUGACAUCAUAAACAUCAUCACAACAAACCCAUUGCAAAAAAGAACAUGUUUGAUAUACUUUUGUGUCCUUUUUUUAUUGAAAAGUCUGAUGUGAUUUUGGACUCCUCUGGUGGUAUGUUGUCAACAACUGGGCCAUGAGUGAAAGUACACAAGACUUAUACAAUAACUUCCCUUUAUUGAGUGAUUUGACAAGAAAAUGUGCUUUUUGAAGAAUUGUGCAUCUUCUUGUGUCCUUCAGUGCUGUGCUACUUGGCUGCAGAGACAAAUUGAUAUCAUUUUGUUGUGUGAAUGUUGGCUAUUUUGUGUGGACUGCAGUACCUUUCUGUCGCUCCUCCAUCAUUUCAUGGAUGAGCUCCUCCAGCACAGGAGCCACGUGGUCCAGCUGCUUGGGUGAAAGUCGCACCGUGAUGUCCACGGUUUUGUCCUACAAACACACACAUUUUGGUUGGACAAUGACACAAGUGUACACCAACACACAGACAAUGACACAAGUGUACACAAGGUUGUGCGCACACACCAGGUCGGUGGCGUGCUCAGCUGGAGGAAGUUGCUCCACUGUGACUUCUUCAAAGUGGCCAUCCUCCGACCGAGGCUCCAUGUCCUUCCUUCCUUCUCGCUCCUGCACAAUGGAGCACAUACACACCAUGUCACUUUGUUACAGUGCCACAAUACACCUCCAGUGUACAUAAAAGAGUUGUGAUAAUAAUAAACAUUACAGUGUACAAUAUAGGAUCAUAG